Molecule: messenger RNA, 3180 nt
Organism: Zalophus californianus (California sea lion)
Lineage: Eukaryota; Metazoa; Chordata; Mammalia; Carnivora; Otariidae
Gene: VOPP1
Product: VOPP1 WW domain binding protein
Exons: 6
Coding region: 178-741 (187 amino acids)
Cellular component (GO): cytoplasmic vesicle membrane
Source: RefSeq, a predicted model, not a curated record
AGCUCAGCGAGGGCAGCGCGGCGCGUCUAAGCUUUGCCACCGCCGGCCGCCCCGCGCCCCCAAAUCCGGCUGGCGCGGGGUCCGAACCCCCGCCCUGUCGCCAGCCCCACGGGGGACGUGCUGCUGACUCGCGCCUGCGACUCGAUAGCAGGGCACACCCGGAGAGGACACGGAGCCAUGAGCCGCCUGCCCCGGAGGGUGGCGGCGCUGCUGCUCGGGCUGCUCGUGGAGUGCACAGAGGCCAAAAAACAUUGCUGGUAUUUUGAAGGACUCUAUCCAACAUAUUAUAUAUGCCGCCCCUACGAGGACUGCUGUGGUUCCAGGUGCUGCGUGCGGGCCCUCUCCAUACAGAGGCUGUGGUAUUUUUGGUUCCUCCUGAUGAUGGGCGUGCUCUUCUGCUGCGGAGCUGGCUUCUUUAUCCGGAGGCGCAUGUACCCCCCGCCGCUGAUCGAGGAGCCUGCGUUCAACGUGUCCUACACGAGGCAGCCCCCGAACCCCGCGCCAGAUUUCCCAGAUCUGACACAGGCCAGGUUUGCGACAUCUUACGCAGGAGCCCAGCAGCCGGGGCUGCCGUAUUACACCGACCCUGGAGGACCAGGGAUGAAUCCUGCUGGAAAUCCCAUGGCGAUGGCUUUCCAGGUCCAACCCAGCUCACCCCAGGGAAGCACAGCCUACCCUCCGCCCCCCUCUUACUGCAAUACGCCCCCGCCCCCAUAUGAACAGGUGGUGAAGGCCAAGUAGCAGGGGGCACGGCCUGUGCGACCUCACAGGGGAACAGGGAGGGGCGCUUUCACCCCACCUCUCUGUCCCCAUCGAUGUUCGCUUCCAGGAAUUGUCUUCUGAGCCACUAAGGGCAAAUUCCUCAUUGAUAUCUUCAAAGCAAGCACAGCUCCCUUUCAAGUUUUCUGUGGAGAACCAGUAUUUGAAUUUAUCCUGUGUCUCCUCUGUUGCUUCUGUUUCUGACGUAAUCUGAGCUCUGGCAGCGUGUGGACAGUCCCCAAGGGUUGACACCCAAGAUCCUCGGGAGAGAGACUAAGGAGAAGGAGCCACAGCAGGGCCCAUGUGUGUAGGCGGAGCACAAGGAGGGGCUGUUCUGGCCUAGGCAGCUUCCUCCCAGGCACACAGCAGUCAGCUCACAGAAGUGAGGGCCCGCGGGGUCCACUCUUGGAGCCCCACGUGUCCUGUCAGUCUUCCUCUUCAAGAAGCUGUUAGACUCCGGUGUGGGAGAAGCUUCAUAGCACUUUCUAUGUCCAUUCACUUCCUAGAGAUGAGAGCGGCAUCCCUUCUGCAAAGCCAGGGCUGGGAGAAGACUGUGUACAUCAUCGAGGAGAUGAGGAUCCAGGUUAGGUCAGGUUGGAUGUCUACAGUUACCUGAAAAUCACUAAGGAAAGUUACUUAAAUUUGUGGGAAAUUGAUUUCCUGCGUCAAACUGAGAUAUUGCAUUUUAUGAACUCUUGGUCUGACUUGGCAGAAAUAAAAUGUUUCCCCCCCUUUUUAGUGAGUUUGUGGAAGCUCAUGUAGAGUCCCGUCCUUGAAAGUCAGACUCAGAGUGUCUUCUCUGAACGUCAGCAGCUGUCUGGCCUUGGUGCCUGACCAGAGGUCUCCACGCCCUUCCCUGUGGCAGCCCUGGUGGUGGUUGUGAUGGACACUUUCAAAGCGGAGAGGCACAUCUGGCUGGGAAGUCACAUCAGCCCCUUGGGGAGAGUGUCCUGGCAGGGUCCGGCCAACGGUUUUGACGGGCAGCCAGUGGUUUGAUCUCAGCAAGGUGUGUGUGUGUGUGUGUGUGUGUGUGUGUGUGUGUGUGUGUGUGUGUGUGUGUGUGUGUGUGUCAGCCUCUGAAGAGGAAAAGCUUGCUGAAAAAAAGACAGGAAUGCAAAAUCCCAGGACUGCCAGAAGAUCUCUUCAAAAAGUACUGAAUAGGAUUCACUGACAACGUAAUCAAAAUUAGAAUCAAAGAUGUGGUUGGAAAUGCAAACCCUGGCUAAGAAACAUGUGUCACCCUGGGAUCUAACAAGUAGUCACUGGGUUAUAAGGAAGUUCUGUUCCUCUGCAGCAAAUAAUGCUGGUGGUGCAUUUAAACCCAGAUUGAGAUCUGACCAGUUGUGUAUAGGAAGACAAAGCAACGUAGCCAAGAUGGGUAGAUCUCCUGUGUGUGUAGUAGUGGAAUGGGCGGGGGGGGGGGGAGCUUAUUUUUGUAAAAACUAAUUGGAGCCUCUUGAGAAGUUGUUACUCAUUGAACCUGAGCAUCAGAACAUCUCGCUGGAGUUUUCAUCUCCCCAGACCAGGAGUCUGGGUGUCCCUUUGCUACCGGGAUGUUUAUGUAGGGUAAGGGUGAGAAAUCAGAACAGGACUGCAGCAACUGCUCAGACUUACCUUCCUGCAAAGAUGGAGAAUCUGCAAGCCUCCCAGGGAAUUCCACAGGAAAUGCUGGGAGCCAAACACAAACCCUCGGAAACACAGUUUUUAAACGCAGAUGGUGCUGCUGGAGUCUUCAGCUACCCUCGUGUGACCUCCCAACUCCUGCCCCUGAUGGCAGUACCUCUCCUCACUCUGGUCCUUGAUCCAAAUGAGGCAACAAAGCACAACAUUUGCUGUUUACAGCCAAGGACAACUACAUGGGUCCAGAAGGUUCCUCUUCUUCCGGGUCAUUCGUUUUGCAUUUUUGACUGAAAUUUCUCCCUUCACUUUUUUUUUUUUUUAAUAACGAAGCACAGUAAGAGCUGCCCCGGAAUUGGAUCAGGGUGCGGUUGAAAAAGCACCCAGAUAUCCGUGACUAAAUUUUAUUUAUCUUUUUGAUAGCAAAUGAUCUCAGAGAUUGAAUGAUUUAGGUAGUGCUCAACAAUUUUGUAUUCCAUGUUUGUGAAGAUAAAUUUUGGUUUCCCUUGAACCUGGGUGAGAACCCUUCUACAGUGAACGCUGAUACUGUGUGUAGAAAUUCCACUUGUGGUGACAUUUCUUGGCCAUUCUCAUUCCGUCUGUGCUGGCAGUGGACUGUGUCCCCCUCCUGGAGUGAGUCCAGCUCCUGGUGUGUUGAAGUCUUAUAGAGUCGGUGGUUAGGAGUAAACUGGGAGCAGAUCUGUGCAUGUUUUUCCUCUGCAACAUUUGGCUCACACCUCUUUUUUUGUUCUCUUUUCAUAGGGUCCCAUUUCCUAUGUGUGCAAAAUAAAAAAAUGAAUUUGG